Molecule: messenger RNA, 6179 nt
Organism: Pteropus alecto (black flying fox)
Lineage: Eukaryota; Metazoa; Chordata; Mammalia; Chiroptera; Pteropodidae
Gene: ARHGEF28
Product: Rho guanine nucleotide exchange factor 28
Exons: 35
Coding region: 92-5158 (1688 amino acids)
Biological process (GO): regulation of Rho protein signal transduction; cell morphogenesis
Molecular function (GO): guanyl-nucleotide exchange factor activity
Source: RefSeq, a predicted model, not a curated record
UGGUGAAUCAUCCCACCACGGGUGAAAGUCAUCGAGAAUUUUUGUGUUUGUUUAACUGAGUUUAAUGCAGAGUUUUGAAUAAUGGGGGCAGAUGACAGUCUAUGCGAAGUUUGGCAAAAAUGUAUAUCUUCCUAAAGAUGCCGAGUUUUAUUUUAUUUAUAACGGAUCUCAUCAGAGGCACAUUGUGAUGGCAGAACGCAUGGAGGAUAACAUUCUCCAAUCCAGCAUUCCAGGCCACGGACUUCAGGAGACUGUGACGGUGUCUGUGUGCCUCUGCUCGGAAGGUUACUCCCCGGUGACCAUGGGCUCUGGCUCAGUGACAUAUGUGGACAACAUGGCCUGCAGGCUGGCCCGUCUGUUGGUGACCCAGGCCGAUCGCCUCACAGCCAGUAGCCAUCAGACCCUGCUGACUCCGUUUGCCCUGACAGUGGAAGCGCUGUCCGCCUUGGAUGAGGAACUCGUGCUGGCUCUGACCCAUCUGGAGUUGCCUCUUGGGUGGACUGUCUUGGGAAAUUCUUCACUUGAAGUUAUUCUUCCCAGAGAGUCUCUCCUACACCUGGCUGUGAGAUGGGGCUUGCCUAAGCUUUCCCAUUUCCUCGUGUGCCUCCCUGGGGGUGUCCAGGCCUUGGCUUUACCCAAUGAAGAGGGUGCCACACCAUUAGACUUAGCUUUGCACAGUGGACACUCCAAGCUAGUUGAAGACAUCACAAAUUUCCAGGGCAGACGUUCCCCUGGCUUCUCCCGUGUGCAGCUCGGCGAAGAUGCCAUCCUGCAGUACACUCACUCGUCAGAAAUGCUGACCUUGACGCUUAACCACACAGCCGAGCAUUUGUUGGAGGCAGAUAUUAAACUCUUCAGGAAAUACCUUCGGGAUAGAGCCUUUAUCACUAAGACUCUUGAAGAGCAAGAAGCCAGGCCAGAGGAAAAACCAGAUAUGCCCUCCAGCGCUGCAGAAGCCAAAGAAGAGAUUAAGAAUUUUGUGUCCAGCAGAUCAUCGCCUGAGCAGGAGGAUGUGAAGUAUAUGAAAAGCCUGGUGGUUCAACUGAAUGAACAUGGAGACCAGGACAGCUUAGAUUUGGAUCGCUCCUUUGAUGUCCAAAAAAAAUCCAAGUAUCCCCCUACAUUCCAUGCUGCAGGCCGGCUUUCCGAUAUGCUGAACGGUGGUGAUGAAGUCUAUGCUAACUGCAUGGUGAUAGAUCAGGUUGGUGAUUUGGAUAUUAGCUAUAUAAAUAUAGAGGGAAUCACUACGAACACCUGCCACGAAUCCAUAGGUUCCACUCUGGGACCUCAGAGCUGCAAGUACAUCCUUCCUACCGACACCAGCCCUGGCAUGUACCCACUAAGCGAGAACAAGGAAGCGACAUCAAAUGCUGAAGCCCAGCAGUCCUUCGCAUCACCACCUAGUUCAUGUGCUUCCAAUUUGAAUCUUUCCCUUGGUCUUCGUGGACUUGAAAAGGAGCAAAGUCACCUAAAGGAUAGAAGUUCUAGUCUCGAUGUCUUGGAUGCCGACAGUGAAGGCGAAGGGCCUUCAGAGCAGCCCCACGCUUGUCACACGCCAGUGUCUCAGAGUUCCUCAAGAUCUGGGAUUCCUAGUGGGGACGAAUUGGACUCUUUUGAGACCAACACUGAACCAGAUUUUAACAUCUCCAGGACUGAGUCACUUUCUUUAUCAAGUAACCCGCAGUCAAAGGAAUCAUUGCUUUCUGGAGUCCGCUCACGUUCUUAUUCCUGCUCAUCACCCAAAAUCUCUUUAGGAAAAACUCGGUUGGUGCGUGAUUUUACAGUGUGCAAUUCAAGUGAAGAACAAAGAGCUUACAGCUUACCGGAGCCCCCAAGAGAAAAAAGAAUUCCAGAAGAAGAAUGGGAUAAAUACAUCAUACCUGUCAAAUCAGAGUCUGAAAAGUACAAAGUGAGCCGAACUUUCAGCUUCCUCAUGAAUAGGAUGACGAGCCCUCGGAAUAAAUCUAAGACAAAAAGCAAGGAUGCCAAGGACAAAGAGAAACUGAGUCGACAUCAGUUUGUUCCUGGAACGUUCUCUGGGGUUUUACAGUGUUUGGUUUGUGAUAAAACGCUCCUCUGGAAAGAGUCGUUCCAGUGUUCCAACUGUAAUGCAAAUGUACAUAAGGGUUGUAAAGAUGCUGCACCUCCAUGUGCCAAGAAAUUCCAAGAGAAAUACAACAAGAACAAACCGCAGACCAUCCUUGGAAGUUCUUCAUUUCGAGACGUCCCACUGCCUGGUCUCUCCUUGCACCCUUCUUCCUCCAUGCCUAUCGGAUUGCCGACCGGGAGGAAGGAAACUGCAGGGCAGGUCCAUCCAUUGUCCAGAAGUGUUCCAGGCACCACCUUGGACAGGAGGUCGGGGACAUCCUUGGAGGCCGAGAGUGACGGAAACACCUGGAGAUGCAGGUCUCAUUCCGAUGAGCUGUUACAGUCCAUGGGCUCAUCCCCCUCCACAGAUUCUUUCUUAAUGGAAGAUGUCGUGGACUCUUCUCUGUGGAGUGACCUCAGCAAUGAUGCCCAGGAGUUUGAAGCAGAAUCUUGGAGUCUUGUGGUGGACCCCUCAUUUUGUAGUAGGCAGGAGAAGGAUGUCAUCAAAAGACAGGAUGUCAUUUUUGAGCUAAUGCAAACAGAAAUGCAUCACAUCCAGACCUUGUUCAUCAUGUCUGAGAUCUUCAGGAAAGGGAUGAAAGAGGAGCUACAGCUUGACCACAGCACUGUGGAUAAAAUCUUCCCUUGUUUAGACGAGUUACUUGAAAUUCAUAGGCAUUUCUUCUAUAGCAUGAAGGAGCGAAGACAGGAAUCCUGUGCUGAUAAUGACAGGAAUUUCAUCAUCAACCGAAUUGGAGAUAUUCUAGUACAACAGUUUUCAGAAGAAAAUGCAAAUAAAAUGAAGAAAAUAUACGGAGAAUUCUGUAGCCAUCACAAAGAAGCUGUUAGCCUCUUUAAAGAACUCCAGCAGAAUAAAAAGUUUCAGAAUUUUAUUAAGCUCCGAAAUAGUAAUCUUUUGGCUCGACGCCGAGGAAUUCCAGAAUGUAUUCUGCUGGUCACUCAGCGCAUCACAAAAUACCCAGUCUUGGUGGAAAGGAUAUUGCAGUACACAAAGGAAAGAACUGAAGAACAUAAAGACUUAUGCAAAGCUCUUUGCUUAAUUAAGGACAUGAUUGCAGCAGUGGAUUUAAAAGUCAACGAAUAUGAGAAAAACCAAAAAUGGCUUGAGAUCCUAAGUAAGAUUGAAAACAAAACAUGUACGAAGCUCAAAAAUGGCCAUGUGUUCAGGAAGCAGGCACUGAUAAGCAAAGAAAGGACUCUGUUAUAUGAUGGCUUUGUUUUUUGGAAAACUGCUACUGGCCGUUUCAAAGAUAUUCUAGCUCUACUUCUAACUGAUGUGCUGCUCUUUUUACAAGAAAAAGAUCAGAAAUACAUCUUUGCAGCUGUUGAUCAGAAGCCAUCCGUUAUUUCCCUUCAAAAGCUUAUUGCUAGAGAAGUUGCUAAUGAGGAGAGAGGAAUGUUUCUGAUCAGUGCUUCAUCUGCUGGUCCUGAGAUGUAUGAAAUUCAUACCAGUUCCAAGGAGGAACGAAAUAACUGGAUGAGACGGAUCCAACAGGCCGUCGAAAGUUGCCCAGAAGAGGAAGGAGGAAGGACAAGUGAAUCUGAUGAAGAGAGGCGGAAAGCGGAAGCAAGAGUGGCCAAAAUUCAGCAAUGUCAAGAUAUACUCAGUAAUCAGGACCAACAAAUUUGUACCUAUUUGGAGGAGAAGCUGCAUAUCUAUGCUGAACUUGGAGAGCUGAGUGGAUUUGAGGAUGCCCAUCUCGAGCCCCACCUCCUCAUUAAACCGGACCCUGGGGAGCCUCCCCAGGCGGCCUCCCUGCUGGCCGCAGCACUGAGAGAAGCCGAGAGUCUACAAGUUGCAGUGAAGUCCUCCCAGAUGGGUGAUGCCUGUCAAUCAUCUGAGGAAGGGUGUGGAGAAUCUGCCUUGACAGACAUACUCAGUCCUCAUGAUGCACCAGGACCACCUACUGCUUCACUAGUCACAGAAGGGACAGGAGGAAGAGGCUGUUGGGAUGUGGAUCCCGGGACCAAGGGUGUGGGAACCGACUUGGCGGUCUCUGAUGCAGGGGAGAAGGUGGAAUAUAGAAGUUUUCCAGGUUCUUCACAGUCAGAGAUUAUACAAGCGAUACAGAAUUUAACCCGUCUCUUAUAUAGCCUUCAGGCCGCCUUGACCAUUCAGGACAGCCACAUUGAGAUCCACAAGCUGGUUCUCCAGCAGGAGAGCCUGUCCUCUGGCCCCUGUUUCCGAGGCAGCCCCUUCCAGGACCAGGAGAAGUACCGCAACCUGGAGAAGCAGCGUGAGGAGCUGGUCAACAUCCACAAGCUCCAGCACCAGUUCCAGCAGGACCAGCGGCGCUGGCACCGCAGGUGUGACCAGCAGCAAAGGGAACAGGAGGCCAAGGAGAGCUGGCUGCAGGAGCGCGAAAGGGAGUGCCAGUCACAGGAGGAGCUGCUGCAGAGGCACCGUGGGGAGCUGGGCCAGCAGCUCCAGGAGUACCAGCAGAACCUGGAGCGGCUGAGGGAGGGCCAGCGCCUGGUGGAGAGGGAGAGGGAGAGAGUGCGGGCCCAGCAGAGCCUUCUGUGCGGCUGGAAACACAGCCGGCAGAGCAGCCUUCCUGCAGCAUUUUCUCCAGGAAGCACAGAGGUAAUGGAGCUUAAUCGAUCUGAGAGUUUAUGUUAUGAAAAUUCAUUCUUCAUCAAUGAAGCUUUAGUACAAAUGUCAUUUAACACUUUCCACAAACCGACUUCAUCAGGUAUCUAUCAGGAUGCCACUUACCCCCUCAAUAUUUCUAAUUCUGAUUUGAUAAGGACUAGUGAAAAUCAAGUAGACCUCAAGAUGGACGUUUCUCAGCCAUUGGGAGUCAACCAUGAACUGUGGGCAACUGCUGAGUCCUGUCAUCAGACACUCCCUCUCCACCAAAGCAGUGAGGAUUCUUGUAAAAAUGAUUUGGACGUCUCUGGGACUGAGUUCACAAGCCCCCAUGACUCAGAUCCACACGGCCCUCAGCUGCCGACGUUUAUAACAGAAGCAAAGCUAAAUCUACAGACAUUGACCAGACAAGAAGGGGAAACUGGAGAUGGAGCUGAAGAAAAUAUUGUUUACCUUUAAUAGUGUUGUCAUUAUUUUUUUAAACAAAACAAAACACUGGCAUUUUGGCGAGAUUGGUUUUUCCCUUUCCUGAUGUGUAUGUGACUAUGUCCAAAUUACUUUAAGAGUAAUAUUUAAUAUUUCAUGCAAGUUCCUUUUUUGGGCAUGAGUCUAAUUAAAUUAUUGAAAGCAGCUCUGUUUGUAUAAUUGUUAACUUAUCACACCUAAUUUCAGAUUUCUGGAAGAGAAAUUGAAUAAGCAGAAAUAUUUUCAAAGUUCUGACUCUAGUUUCUAUAUUGCAUUUUUUCCUAUAUCAUCUGGUUUUUGAAAUGCCUUGUAAGACCUAGACGAAGCAUGAUAUUCAAGAUGGGCCAACUUUCACAAUCACAGCUGCUGAUUAUGGAGAGUGGCUGCAGUGUCCCCAAAGGCAGAGAGGAAGAUGUGGGAAAGGCGUUUUCUUGGUUAGUUUUUACAUACUAAUUUCUUUGGAACAUCUAAGGGGUCACUCCUGGCGGUGAUCUGUCACAUUCACCAUGCAACCCAAUGUAUCCUGUCUGGUCACUGCUCUGACCAGGAGGCCACUCUGCUAUGGACACAAUCUGGACUCUUGCGACCUGGGCCAGAUACUUUGCAGAAGCACUUUCUUGGUCCUAAUACUGUUUGCUUUUCAAGCCACAGUUCAGCAUCAUCUUUCAAGAGAGCCCAGAGGCAAAACCCCAGCAAGUCAAUUUUGAUGUAAAUAAUGAAACUCCAGUAAGUGCCCUUGCUGCUUUCCACUGGCCUUGUCUCUGCCAGCCCCGGGAGCAUCAACAACUACCACUCUCAUCUCGGCCCUGCAGUUCUUUAAGGAUAAAAACUGCUCUCGGCAAAGCUUACUGCUGGUAUGUGGUUUUCCGCAAAGUAAAGCUGGCACAUCCUGAUUUCAGAGUAAUAUGGUCUUUGUGUGAGAAAAUAAACCUGAAAAUGUUUUCAGCUUGUUCUUCAGAAAUACUUGUAUAUAUUUCAGUCAGUGUCAAUAAAUAUCUCGUACUUGUCUAUUUUA